AUGAGUUCAAGUAGUCAAACACCGAAGAUGACAACCACAACGACCUUAACAGCGCAAGUAGAUCGAACCAUAGUUGACUUGACCAUCCCAGAGAAAGAUAAACCAGAGCUUCCGCGAGAGAAGUUACCCAAGGAUCGGUCACCAGUAGAUAUAGAUGCUGAAAAGGCUGCCAGUGAUAGGGAGUACUUAGAGCAGAUUAUGGGCUGUGGUGAUGUUAGACGCAAGGUAAUGCGUUUGGAGAGCAGCGGCAGUACAGAAUCAUUGGAUUCGAGUGUCAAGCAAACGGCUGUGAUACCCAAGUAUAUUGGCGACAAUGUGCCGGUGGUGCGAGAGGUGGUGCAGAGCAUCGAGGAUAAGAUCUGCAGUACAAUGGUAUCGGCCAUUCCUUUCGCCGUGCAGAAGCGGCAGCCUCACGAAGAUGACAAGGAACCCAAUGUAGUGGAACUGGAGAAGCAAAUAUUAACGCCAGCGGACUUGGCUCUGGAUAAGUUAAUCAAGUGCGAACUGCCGACAGAGGUAGUCAAAAUUUCGCCCAUCGAGUCCAUGGAACAUGUGAGCCUUGGCUUAAAAGAGAUUGAGGAGGAAGUUUGCGAGAAAGUUUGUGAGAAGCGUAAGGCCUUUGAGGUGGCUGAAGACUUAUGUGAAACGGAAAAGACUUUAAAGGAACAGGUAAUAGGAUUAGGCAGGCAAGUAGAAUUGGUACCUGGCAAGAUUUUAACUGAAACUAUUGAAGAGCAUAAAGACUUAGGGGAUAAGGAAGCCAUUGACUCAUUGCCAAGGGUGAGGGAAGUAGUGCAGGAUAUUGAACGCAGAUAUCCAGUCUCGAGCCUGGAGGCCAAGCCGUUUAGUCCACGAACCAAGUCAGCUCAGGACCGUAAGGUGGAUGUUUCCAUUAUAGAGCAGCAAAUUUUAAGCGAUGCCGAUCUGAUUUUAGAUGGGUUAGGCUCAAAGAGCGUUCCGGAGCAGAAAGUGCACUCACCCCUUUCGGCUAUGGCCAAGGCGAGCGACAGUAUUGAAAACCUCGAAGACGUCUGUGAAAAGAAGUGCUCUAAGCGCAUAAUUUCAGAUAUGGCACAGGCCAACGAAGAUCAAGAAAACACGGAAAGUGUACUAGAAAUUGACGACGUCAAGUCGAUCACAGCCAAGUUCCUUGACCAUGAGUCUACCAAAGUCCACGAAAAGUUGACACGUACAGCCAAUUGGGUGAAGAAGAACAGCUUCAAACAAAGAUUGGCCUACGGUCAGACCAAACCUACUAACCUAGAAUCUCCCACUAGUUUAAUAAAACCUUUACCAAAAGACUACUCAACCGAUGAAAGCGACAAAGAGUUUCCAAUUUCCAAGCCUCAAGACAAGACUAUUGGUCAGCCCGCUCCAUCCGCAACUCCCUUCACCGGCGUUGCUCCAUCUAGCGCCGUUGAUAAAAAGUCUCCUCUAAAGGAAACAGACAAACCGAUGCCCAUUGACGUUAAGGAUGACAAAGCCCCUACUAAACUAGACGAUAAACCAAAGUAUCCUCUUGAUUCAGUGAAACCUAUUCAACAAGAAUACUCGGACGAUGAAAGCGAUGAAGAGUUUGGAAUUCCGAAGCCCCAAGACAAGACUGUUGGUCAGCCAACUCCAUCCACAGCUCCCUUUAGCGCCGUUAGUGAAAAAUCUCCUUUAAAAGAAGCAGACAAACCGAUGCCCAUUGACGUUAAGGAUGACAAAGCCCCUACUAAACUGGACGACAAACCAAAGUCUCCUCUUGAUUCAGUAAAACCUAUUCAACAAGAAUACUCGGACGAUGAAAGCGAUGAAGAGUUUGGAAUUCCUAAGCCCCAAGACAAGGCUAUUGGUCAGCCAACUCCUUCAGCAGCUCCCUUUAGCGGCAAGAAAGCUCAACAACACUUCUUUCUGAGAACACUAUUUUCAAAUCAUAAACUGGACGACAAACCAAAGUCUCCUCUUGAUUCAGUGAAACCUAUUGAACAAGAAUACUCGGACGAUGAAAGCGAUGAAGAGUUUGGAAUUCCGAAGCCCCAAGACAAGACUGUGGCUCAGCCAACUCCAUCCACAGCUCCCUUUAGCGCCGUUAUAGAAAAAUCUCCUUUAAAAGAAGCAGACAAACCGAUGCCCAUUGACGUUAAGGAUGACAAAGCCCCUACUAAACUGGACGACAAACCAAAGUCUUCUCUUGAUUCAAUAAAACCUAUUCAACAAGAAUACUCGGACGAUGAAAGCGAUGAAGAGUUUGGAAUUCCGAAGCCCCAAGACAAGACUGUUGGUCAGCCAACCAUCCACAGCUCCUUUAGCGCCGUUAGUGAAAAAUCUCCUUUAAAAGAAGCAGACAAACCGAUGCCCAUUGACGUUAAGGAUGACAAAGCCCCUACUAAACUGGACGACAAACCAAAGUCUUCUCUUGAUUCAAUAAAACCUAUUCAACAAGAAUACUCGGACGAUGAAAGCGAUGAAGAGUUUGGAAUUCCGAAGCCCCAAGACAAGACUGUGACUCAGCCAACUCCAUCCAUAGCUCCCUUUAGCGCCGUUAGUGAAAAAUCUUCUCUAAAAGAAGCAGACAAACCUAUGCCCAUUGACGUUAAGGAUGACAAAGCCCCUACUAAACUGGACGACAAACCAAAGUCUUCUCUUGAUUCAAUAAAACCUAUUCAACAAGAAUACUCGGACGAUGAAAGCGAUGAAGAGUUUGGAAUUCCCAAGCCCCAAGACAAGACUGUGGCUCAGCCAACUCCAUCCACAGCUCCUUAG
Messenger RNA from Drosophila serrata, 2748 nucleotides. Its product is annotated as muscle M-line assembly protein unc-89-like. The record is from RefSeq and is a predicted model, not a curated record. NCBI's taxonomy places the organism in Eukaryota, Metazoa, Arthropoda, Insecta, Diptera, Drosophilidae.